GUGUCGGUUCGGGUGAAUUAGUUAAUAAAUCAACAAAAUUUAGCAGGAAAUAAAAACUAGGCGCUUAAAGUUGAAUACUAUUAUAAUUUUUUUUGGUUAUUACGUGUGCAAUUUAUCUCAGCUUAAAUUAAUAGUUCUAACAUACACUAAACAACAAAACGGGAAAAAAAAUUUGCGUCUCGCGCUAGCUGUGUAUGUAUGUAUAUAUGUAUGUGAAUGCGAGUGCGCGCGCGUGUGUAUGUGUGUCUGCACCUUUUUAAUAUCGAUUAAGUCCAUUGUCAUAAAAAAAGUGCAAAAAGGAAGUAAAGCUGAAAAACUAAAAUUAAUUUUGUAAAAGCAAGCUAAAGUUUGUUUUAUUUGCUUGUGACAAACAACAACAAGGAGAAGAAGAGAAGCAAGCGAAACGCGGAAACGCUAAACAACAGUUCUCUCGUGAGAGGCCAGAAUGGAGACUAGCAGUAGUCGGAAUGCUGUCAGCGCUGUUAGAAUUUCUAAUGUGCGCCUUGUUAAUGGCAAACAUAAGCCAGCGAUAAACCAACAACAAGAAGAACAACAACAACAGCAGCAGCAACAACAACAGCAACAGGAGCAACAACAAAAUGAUCAGCAAGCAGCGCAGCCAGCAGCUAAACAACCCAUGACUGCAGAUGAGCGUAAAGCAACUAAAAAAUCUUUAGUUAUUGUUGUUGCUAUAUUUGUUGCUAGUCUCGCAACCAUGUUCUAUGUCUACGCAAUAUUUCCCGAAUUGAAUGACACCGAAAAGGAACAUUUGAAAAUUCCGCGUGAUAUUCAAGAUGCCAAGAUGCUGGCCAAAGUGCUGGAUCGCUACAAGGACAUGUAUUACUUUGAAGUGAUGUUUGGCGUUGUCGUCGCCUACGUUUUCCUACAAACAUUCGCCAUUCCCGGAUCAUUGUUCCUGUCGAUUCUACUGGGAUUUCUGUAUAAAUUUCCGAUUGCAUUAUUUCUAAUCUGCUUCUGCUCAGCGCUGGGCGCUACUCUAUGCUAUCUGCUAUCGAAUAUAUUGGGACGCCGCUUGAUCCGCCACUUCUGGCCCAAGAAGACCAGCGAAUGGUCGAAGCAUGUGGAAGAGUAUCGCGAGAGUUUGUUCAACUAUAUGUUAUUCCUACGCAUGACACCGAUACUGCCAAAUUGGUUUAUUAAUUUGGCCUCACCGGUAAUUGGCGUGCCGCUGCACACAUUCGCAUUGGGCACAUUCUGUGGCGUCGCCCCGCCCUCGGUGAUCGCCAUACAGGCGGGCAAGACAUUGCAGAAGAUGAGCAGCUCGAGUGAGGCCUUCUCCUGGACCUCCAUGGGCAUUCUAUUCAUAUGCGCCUGCGCUUCGCUCUUGCCGGGCUUGCUCAAAAACAAAUUCAAGGCGAAGCAGCAAAAGAAAGUGGCGUAAGGACUUUAACACCACCCAGCACUAACACCACCAAACUACAACAACAACAGCAUUCGUUUUAUUUUAUGAUAAAUUGUACCAAAAAAAAAAAAAAAAUACAA
Molecule: messenger RNA, 1503 nt
Organism: Drosophila busckii
Lineage: Eukaryota; Metazoa; Arthropoda; Insecta; Diptera; Drosophilidae
Gene: stas
Product: transmembrane protein 41 homolog
Exons: 4
Coding region: 446-1402 (318 amino acids)
Cellular component (GO): endoplasmic reticulum membrane
Source: RefSeq, a predicted model, not a curated record